AUUUAUGCCGUGUGAUUAUCAAGAGCAAUGAUUGUCGGUUAAAAGAAAUUCAGUAGGAAUUCGAAUUAAUAAAUAAUUGUCCAAUCGAAUCCCGCAGUUAAGAAAAUUUUAAUUUAAAAUACCCCACAAAUGAUAAAUCAGAAUAAAUAAAGAACAAAAAUAAAUUGAGCGGCAGUGUUUUACAGCCCGUCUCCAAUGGGAUCCUAGUGGGCAGAGCAGAGUGUGGGGGGUCGGAGAGAGUCGAGAACAUAUACAGGGGCAGUGAAUAACUGAUCCGAAUCUGCUUCUUCAUUUGAAUGGAUUUGGAAUUUCUUCUACAUUCCCUGAUUCCUUCUUCAUGGACCUCCGCUAUUAUACUGGUGGUAUUUUUCAUUUAUUUGGCGAUUGCUGGAUCCAUUCUACCUGGUAAAGUUGUUCCCGGGGUAAUCUUACAAGAUGGCAGUCGACUCCAUUAUCGCUGCAAUGGGAUGUUAUUGCUUCUUUUGCUGGUUUCGCUACUUGGGUUUGGUGCUAAGAUGAAUCUCCUAUCGCCCACUGUCAUAUCAGACAGAGGACUAGAGCUACUUUCUGCAACUUUUAUAUUCAGUUUUCUAGUGACAUUUUUUCUCUAUGCUGCUGGUUGCAAUUCAAGCAGUCAGAGUUCUUCCCUAAAGGUUCAUAUCACAGGAAACCUAAUUAGCGACUGGUGGUUUGGAAUACAACUGAAUCCUCAGUUUGCAGGCAUUGACCUCAAGUUCUUCAUUAGAGCUGGAAUGAUGGGAUGGUUAAUUAUCAAUCUUUCAAUCCUAGCAAAAAGCUUUCAAAUGCUGAGCUGUUCAAUGAUCCUCUACCAGCUGUUCUGUGCGUUAUACAUCCUGGACUACUUUUACCAUGAGGAAUAUAUGACUUCUACAUGGGACAUAAUAGCAGAGAGAUUGGGUUUCAUGUUGGUUUUUGGAGAUCUAGUAUGGAUCCCUUUCACUUUCAGUAUCCAGGGUUGGUGGCUCUUGGGUAACAAGGUGGAGAUAACAACAGCUGCUACUAUAGCAAAUUGCUUUGUUUUUCUGAUUGGGUAUAUGGUUUUUCGAGGAGCUAAUAAGCAGAAGCAUAUGUUCAAAAAAAAUCCUAAAGCACAUAUAUGGGGUAGGCCACCGAAGGUUAUUGGUGGAAAGCUACUUGCUUCUGGUUAUUGGGGAACAGCUAGACAUUGUAAUUACCUUGGGGACUUGCUGCUAGCACUUUCCUUUAGUCUACCAUGUGGAAUAAGUUCUCCUAUUCCAUACUUCUACCCCAUUUAUCUUCUUAUUCUGCUAAUAUGGAGGGAAAGAAGGGACGAAGCUCGUUGUGCCCAGAAAUACAAAGAAAUAUGGGCAGAUUACUGCAGACUUGUUCCAUGGAGAAUAGUACCAUACUUAUAUUAGCUCCAGAUCUUCUGGAAUACACUGCCAUGACAUUCUUGAAUUCUUUCAAUCUACAACUAAUUUAAGCCCUUAAAAGCUUUAUUUUUAAUUUGUUUUGUCUUGGUAGCCUGAACAGCUAGUGACUUAUGCAAGAUACAGUGUUGGGUGCCAGAAUUAUGAAGGAUUCAAAUGGGAAAAUGUUAUCUAAUCUGCUUAAGUUCC
This is a messenger RNA of Tripterygium wilfordii, 1601 nucleotides long. Its product is annotated as delta(14)-sterol reductase-like. The coding region runs from base 297 to 1400 and encodes 367 amino acids. Gene Ontology annotation, molecular function: Delta14-sterol reductase activity. The transcript has 13 exons. Gene Ontology annotation, cellular component: endoplasmic reticulum membrane. The record is from RefSeq and is a predicted model, not a curated record. Lineage: Eukaryota; Viridiplantae; Streptophyta; Magnoliopsida; Celastrales; Celastraceae. Gene Ontology annotation, biological process: sterol biosynthetic process.